Molecule: messenger RNA, 1575 nt
Organism: Triticum aestivum (bread wheat)
Lineage: Eukaryota; Viridiplantae; Streptophyta; Magnoliopsida; Poales; Poaceae
Product: RING-H2 finger protein ATL52
Exons: 1
Coding region: 201-1403 (400 amino acids)
Biological process (GO): protein ubiquitination
Molecular function (GO): transferase activity
Source: RefSeq, a predicted model, not a curated record
GGCCGCCCCGCCCCGCCCGGCCCGGCCUCCCCCAGUCGAGUCGACGCGCCGCCGCCCCGGUCCACGGCCUCCUCCUCCGCCUCCAAAGGAAAAUCACCCGCACGCACGCACGCGCACUUCCACGACCUUCCCCCCACUUUCCCCGCCCCCCUCCGCCAGUCCACCGCCGAUGCCGCCGGCCUCGCCGCCCACCUGACGCCAUGCCGCCCCACUACCGCCGGAUCCUCUUCUCGGACGACUGCGAUCCUUGGUACGGCUGCCCCACGCCUCCCGCCCCUCCCUUCUUCACCCCUUCCCCAUCCCCCUCGCCUUCCUCUCCGCCGCCGAUCAUAUCGCCUCCUCCUCCUCCUUCGCCUUCCUUUUCUUUCUAUUUCCCUUCCCCCCCGGACCUUGCUCCGUCCCCUUCGCCCGUCCAUGACGGCGGCGGUGGUUGGAGUGACCAGGGAGGAGGAACUUACGGGUACGGCGCCGUCGAUGACCGCCGCCGCCGCUUCGUCACCUACGUCCUCUGCGCCGCCGCGGCGCUCGCGUUCCUCUCCCUCAUCCUCCUCGGCGCCUCGAUCGCCGUCCGUCGUCGGCAGCUGCGGCGGCGGCGGCAGGCGCUCCUCGCCCAGCCGCCGGCCGCCGCGACCAACGUCGGGAACGACGACCCGGAGGGCGGCGGCAGCGGCGGCGUGGUGCACCACGUCUGGUACAUCCGGACCGUCGGGCUCGACGAGGCGGCGAUCGACUCGAUCGCGGUGACGCGGUACCGCGCGGGGUCUGGGCUCCUCGGCGCCGCCGACUGCUCCGUGUGCCUCGGCGAGUUCAACGACGGCGAGCUCGUGCGCCUGCUGCCCAAGUGCGGCCACGCGUUCCACGUCCCCUGCAUCGACACCUGGCUCCGCGCCCACGUCAACUGCCCGCUCUGCCGCUCCGACGUGAUCGACCCCGCCGCCACGACCGCCGGAGCCGGCAUCGAGUCCGACUCGAACCCAUCGGCUGAUCCAGAUGUGAACGCCAACGCCGCAGCCGAGCAAGCGGCUGCCGGGAGCGAUUCAACGCUGGAGCAUGAAGACGACGAGGAGGACCAGGAAGCGCCGCGCGUGGAAGAAGAACAGCACGAGCAGCAGCAACCCAAUUCGCCAGAGCCAGAGCCAUUGCCGCAGCUCCCGGGCCCGCUGCCGCGGAAUGUGCGGCGCGCGGCGUCGAUGAACGCGGCGAUGGUCUCAACGGCGGCAGACGUGGCCGCGCUGGACCGGCUGCCUGACGCGGCCCCCGAAGGGGAGGAGCGGAAUGGCAGAGAGAAGCAUCAAAGCGGUGCGACCGGCCAUCCGAGCACCGAGAGGCCCGCGCCCGGCGGUCUCCCGAGGUCCUUCUUCGCGCGGCACUGCCGUGCCCGGAGCUCUGUGCUGCCGCUGUGACGGUGCCGAGACCCCGAGCUGAAUUUUGAUCCUAGUCGCCAAUAAUGUGUUACCCGAUCAACGCCCCAAAUGUGUGUGAUACCUGUCGCUUGUAAUCUCAAAACCGAUGAUUGCGAGUUCAAACGCGAAAUGCAGCAAAGAAACGCGAAAUAUGUUAUGUUGUCUGGUUCUA